This is a messenger RNA of Bipolaris sorokiniana ND90Pr, 1252 nucleotides long. RefSeq lists its product as uncharacterized. The coding region runs from base 112 to 1050 and encodes 312 amino acids. The transcript has a single exon. Lineage: Eukaryota; Fungi; Ascomycota; Dothideomycetes; Pleosporales; Pleosporaceae. The record is from RefSeq and is a predicted model, not a curated record.
ACUCUCACCCUCCUGAAACGCCCUUGAAAAAAAACUCAACACACGACUUCGCCCGCGGCGCAAAACAAGCAAAGAAAAAGAGGAAACUCCCUCACAAUCAACACGAGAGAUAUGCCCAAAUCAAACGGCUGCCGCACCCUCCUCCUCACCCCGCCCGUCCUCCUCCUCUUCCCCACUGCAGCCCUAAUUUCAAUCCUCGAGCGCAUCUCAAAAAACACCUUCUACUCCAAUCUACAGCGCAGCUUUCGCACGGGGGCCUUCCAACUCGUGCUGCCACGCCCGGGCGGCGGCCCCGACAUCGGACUUACACUCGACUUCAACCACGCCCCCGUCAUCUUCAUACUCGGCAUUUGCGUAAUUGCGUACGCGGUGACUGUGCUGAGCGCGGCGGGGAUAUGGCAGUUGAAGAAAGUCGAGGGCACGGCGAGACAUGAGCGGGUGUGGGUGUGGGUUGUGCUGAUAUCGAAUGUGGUUAUGAUAGGUGGGAGUCUGGGGGGAUUCGGGUAUGCAACCAGCGUGCAGGCGCGGGAUGGGACAUGGAAGAAUUACGAAGAUGCGGGUCGGCCUGAUCAGGAACUUACUCGGGAGACGUGGGCGUGUCAGAUCCACAGUUUGUUUCCUGGGGAAGGAUGGGCGGGGACGGCGUGUGGGACGAGUCAGGCUAUGCGGUAUUUGCUGUUGCCUAUGGCGGUGGCGGCGAUGGCGGUGCUGGGGAGUCUGUGGGUGCUGAUUAGGGGAAGGGGAGGGUUGAAGUGGGUGUUUGGGGGGCAGGGGAGGUAUGCUGGGUUUCGCGGUGCGUAUGAGUUGCAACCGCAGGAACAGAAUGUAGUGUAUUCGGGGCCGCCACCUGUGCAGUGGGGCCAGCAGCCGGUGCAGCAAUGGCAUGGACAGCCGGGUCAGCAGUGGGCGCCGCAGACGUAUCAGCCGUAUGGCCAACAGUUGUAUGGUCAACCGCCUGAUCAGCCGUGGGCACCGCAGCCGCAGCCGCAGCCCGUGGCUCAGGUGUCGAAGUCGGAUGCUAAUGUUGAGCAGCGCCCUGUCUACCAGUGAUGUGCAUCUUUUUCAUAUUCCAAGCCGUAUUUUUUACCUUUGCAUAUACUUUUACCUGUAUUGACCGCUUUCGCGGCAUUGGUUAUACUUACAUCUUGUAAUUGUCACACGCCUCUGUUUCUCACACGGCGAUUGUUUCCCUUUUUCACUGCUAGUUUAUGACGAGAAGGAAAAGCUCAUUUCCUAUCCAAUGAACCCGAAC